This is a messenger RNA of Cordyceps militaris CM01, 1542 nucleotides long. Its product is annotated as C6 transcription factor, putative. The transcript is spliced from 4 exons. NCBI's taxonomy places the organism in Eukaryota, Fungi, Ascomycota, Sordariomycetes, Hypocreales, Cordycipitaceae. The coding region runs from base 1 to 1542 and encodes 513 amino acids. Gene Ontology annotation, molecular function: zinc ion binding; DNA binding. The record is from RefSeq and is a predicted model, not a curated record. Gene Ontology annotation, biological process: DNA-templated transcription.
AUGGCUGAAUCUGUGGCUUCCGCCUCGGACGUAGUGGUCAAGGAGCGAAGGCAGCUCGGCGCUAGAGCCUGUGACCGAUGCCGUCGGAGAAAAUGCAAGUGCCAUCUUCUGCUGUCCGGUAACUCUCGGAGGGGUCCCAAGACCAAGAAGAAAGCCACCGCCGACGGUAAUACGCCGAGCUUUUCGGACAUUCCGCCUCUGCGAUUCGAUCAGCAUUCGCCGACUGGCCGCCUCAGUUUCGGCACGUCAACGACACAGCAGCCAUGGAGUGCCUCGAGCGCCACGGCCCUUGAUGCCAACCUGCUGCCUCGCAGCAUCACAAGUCCCCCAGACAGCGCAGAGGUGCCCGUCCUCGCGCGAUGGACACGUCUGGUCGACCAAGUCACGGCCCGCGGCCUGCACUUUGAAGCCGUCGUGAACCAGUGCAUAGACCUCUUCUUCGAGUAUCUGUAUCCUCUGACGCCUCUUGUCCACGAACCCAGCCUCCGGGACAACCUGGCCUACUUUGUCCCCUCGGACCGCGCGCCACACCUGGAAACGUGCGCCGAGGCCGCCUUUACCCUCAUCACCGCCGUCUGCGCCGAGGCCGCCUUCCUGCUGCCCGCCGAUAUUUUCCCGAGCGGCGACGCCGUGGCCUCGGUCUUCCUGCACGCCUCGCGGGGCUGCCUGGCCGACUACAUGGAGGCGGACCUCGAGAGCCCCAGCGCGAGCUCCAUCACCAUUCGCUACUUCCACUCCAACUGCGUCCAUGCCGCGGGCAAGCCCAAGUUUUCGUGGCACAUUUUCGGCGAGGCUACGCGUCUGGCGCAGGUCAUGCGCCUGCACGACGAGACGAGCUACGAGGGCCUGUAUCCGGUCGAGGCCGAGAUGCGCCGCCGCGUGUUCUGGAUCGUCUACAUGGGCGACAAGUCGGCCGCCAUUCUCAACAACAGGCCAAUCACCAUGCACAAGUACUCGUUUGAGUGCGGCGUCACGGCCACGUACCCGACCGGCAUCGAGGAGGAGUCGCAAACGCCCGUGUCUCCCAACAGCGUGCACUCAAGUGAGCCCGCCUCGACUAAGCGGCAGAAGCUCAUACUCGGCUUCAACGCCAAUAUCCGGCUGUGGAGUGCGGCAUCGGACCUGCUGCUCGCCCUUCGCGUCAUUCAAGAUCAGGCAAAGACGUCACAGGACGGCGGCCUCGCAAACACCCUGAGCCCACCGCAACGCGAAAUCAUUGACCCCCUGUACAUUGCCUUCAUCACAAGCCUGGAUGAUCUGCCAUCCUUCUUAAAAUCGCACUCUUUUGCACCCCCCACUUCAAAGUCUGAGACGUCGCAGUCGAAUCAGUUCACGAUACAGUGUGCGAAUCUUCAAGUGUCCAUGCACUGCUUGCGCAUGGUCGUUGUGCAAAAGUUUGAGCACCUGUCCUAUCUGACUGCCGGCAUGGAGCAGACUGAUCUGCAAAAGACGGACAUUGUCCGAGAUGCGCUGCGGGUCAUACAUGAAGUUCCAUUCUGGGCUCUGCAGCUAAACGGAGAACCCUAUAAAAGCUUCGCUUAA